AUGGCGAAAAUUUACAAAGAUUCAAGGGUCGACCUUCGGCCAUACGCGCCUACCACGGUCGCCAACAUUCAAAUCCCAACACAAGACAGCCUGAUCCGUCGCCCACGCUUCUCGAUCUCAUCCGCCGACCAGGAACUCCCAAUCGCCAAAGACGAAGACGAAUUCGCGAGACGCUACUUGGCGACGCAAGGAGAUGUAUACUUUCGCAAGCGCAGGGUCUAUCCGCGGACCUUCCUGUGGAGAGUCAUCAACGACAACAAAGUCCUCGAGAUCCAGUGCGCAGACCUGACGAAGGGUGGCACCGAGGUUUACGAAUACAACGUGACUCUGCGAUUGGAUUUCCAGGAGGCAAUCCUUCCAUUUGGCGUCGAGCUUUCCGAUUCCGAAGACCACGAGAUCAUCAACGUCUUUGUGAUCACCGCCUCCAAGCACCUUCACACCCUGUCUCUACGCCCUGAAUUCUUCCGCCGAACCUCCUCCAUCGAUGAAAACGUGAGGGACUGGUGCAAAACUUGCGUUCCUGCUCCUUUGGCCUUCUCGAACCCGCACCGACUGCAUGCUAGCAGUCCUCUGGAGUUAUUCAUCUCUCUUGACAACGGCUCUUUGCUGCGAUUGACCCGCAGAGCCGGCGAUGAUGGCUCCCACUGGUCUCCUCUUACCUUUGAUGAAAGAACAUGGGGUUCUUCGAUUCGUGGCCUCGUUAAAUGGAACGCACCCUCCUCCAUCCGACACGACGGACGCAACCUCGAUUUGAAUGUCGCGAAUGCGAUCGCGACCACCUCCGACGAAACCUACGUAUUCGCGAUCUGUUUGAACCAUACCCUCAAGAUCUGGAAUCUUGCAACGAACAAGCUUGCGGCGACAAAGGAUCUUCUCGGACGCCAGCUCCAGGAUCCGGAUCUUGCUCCGUACACACUCAACCCCGCCGAGUCGUCAUUCAUGCGCGUUUUCAACGCCGAGCGAGCCAUGGAUGGCGGACACCGCUUCUACGCCGUCACAUAUUCGCCGUUCGAGGAUGGCAAGUUCAAAUUCUGGGCUGUGAAGGGUGGUCUCACGUCGGAGCUUGUGAUUGAGGAACUAUUCGCGGAUGCUACUUUCCGACCCGUGGACCCGGAUGCGACUGGCAACAUGUUCUGGAGCAUCGCUGAUUUCCAGGUGAAAUCUCGGGAAGAAGGCAAGGGCAUGGAGAUGUGGGUGCUUUGGAGAAACCACGGUCUUUACCAACUCUACACUUUGCACUUUGAUCUGCAGACUCUGGUGUCCGAUUGGGACAGCAAGUGGGUUUCAACGACAUUCGAAACGCAUCGCCAUGAGCAACCGCCUACUCUACUCGUGGAUGAUGUUGUUGAUCCGACCGAAAAGUGGCUCAAGUACCUGUUGCAGCCGAACAGAUAUCUGCCCGAGGUUUUGGAGACCGCUUUGGCUGUUUAUCAAGAAGCUCUCAAGCCGCUUUCCUCUGCUUCAUCCGGUGGGCUGAAGAAGAGCGUGCCUUUGGCGGAGCGCCUAUGCUCCACGAUAGCAUCUGCAGUCUCUCUUCGCAAAUUUGCCGAUGAUGAGAUGGAUUAUGAUCGCUUCACAUCUGACACAGACUCGAAGUGGCGCCAGUUCUGGCAGGUCGUGGAAGACCUGAACAAGCGUCGAUUUGAGCCCGUUUCCUUGGCUUACGAUUCUUAUACCGACAUGCCUUGGCUUCUUCUCACUGACGCAUGUGCGGUGGUGCGGGAAUGCAGUAUCACCGAGCUUUUGUUGCACAAUUCUGAGACCGAGCUUAAUGAGGGUGUGCCGCUCAUGAUGGAUCGUUGGCGACACAGAAAUGUCCCUCGAGAGAUCGGCCCGGGCUCCCAGACUGCAUCCCUCUUACUGAAGGCGGCAGCUGACUUCCGCAAGAAGUUCUCUCCUCAGCUUGAUGGGGCGUGCAGGGCUGCCCUCCAGACUGAAAUCUUCUCUGAGCCUUCUUCGUCCAUUUUGGACCGGAUGGACAGUUUCCGAGAGCGUUGCGACUUCACAAAUCAGGUCUCCAACAAGACAUUUGAUAACUUGGACGCUGCCUUGAGCGAAUACAUGAACACGGAUUGCCUACCCAUGGAUGCAUUCCUUUCUAUUAUCACCACCGCCUCCCUUCACUUCUGCGGAGAGGACUCUGAGCUGUCCUCGACAUCUUUCGGUGCAAGAGUUCUUGUCAGUGGUGCACAGGAAACAAUUUUUAUCAUGCGCCAAAUCUUCUUCGAUUUGCUCAUUCUGGUUACCUUCCUAGACGGUGAGGUGGAGCAAUCCAAAGAGUCCGAUUUCAACGCCCCCGUCCUCUUCUCCUCUCUUGUCGAUCUUUUGCGUGAAUACGAGAUGAUGUCUUGGCUCAGCUCUAAUGUCCGCAAGUGUCCCGGCAGCCCUGCAGGUUUACACGAGUCAUCAACGUCGAGACAACUCAAGGACGGCUCGAAUGGCAAGAAUCAACGGACUGCAAGCAUUCUUGAGGACCUUUUCGUGACCGAUAUCAAGCCACAGCAAGCCAUUGACUCACCACAAACAUACACCCUGACUCUGGGUAUCAGAGAUGUCGUGGCUUGGAUUACCCGCGAAGGCGAGGUCAAUUAUCAAAAUGCUGUGGCGCACAUUCAAUGCGACCUGAUAGCCAGGAACAACAUUGAUCUAGCAUGGGACUUCCUUCGUUUCCAGUCGACCACUUCUUGGUCGACGUACGUGAAGGGCCGCCUGCAUGCCGCUAUGUCAGAAUUUGAUGCUGCGGCAAUCUACUUCCGCAAGGCAGCUUACUUACUCUCUUGUGGUAAGCCUAUGGGCAACCUUUCCGACAUGUCCGCAGAGCUGUUGGACCUCCUCGACGUGGACUGUUUCCACAACGGUCUCGCAAAAUACUACCAGCACAUCCUCUCAAUUUUCGAAAAAGCGCGCUCCUACUCCCACGUCGCGGACUUCGCCAGCCUGGCGCUGCAAGCCCUUGACUCCGAAAGCUGGGCCGAACAAGACGUCGAAUAUUCAACUAUCCGCGAUGACCUUCUAUCACGUCUGUUCACUGGAGCCUUGAAGACUUGCCAAUUCGACCAAGCCUACUCGGCCCUGACCAGGUUACAAGACCUCAAGCUGCAAAGGAGUGAGCUUACUGAACUCAUCUCCACCAUCCUCGCAGUCUCCGGCCCAGGAACUGCCGGUCUCAAACAGAUCCUCCGAUUCCCCACUUCCCUCGUGCCCAACAUCGCCUCUUUCAUCGACGAAAUUCUCGUCCACCUUACCCGCAAGCAGAAUACCAACGUAUCAUGGCUGGACGCAGAUAGCAAAAAAUUCCAAGCCACCCCCGACUACACUCGCAUCCUGCAAGCCUACCGCAUCGCUCGCAGCGACUACCGCGGCGCUGCCGAAAUCGCCUACCGCAACGUCCAAGAACUCCGCAAGGCUCGUGACACAUCAUCAGCCCUCACUCACAGCGGCAAGGAAGUCGACGACGCAGCCCGACCCCCAGUCGAAGAAGACGAUGCGGAAAGCAAGGAAAUCCGCCACGAGCUCCUAUCUCUCAUCAACCUUCUCGCCUGUGUCGAUAAGAGCGAGGCCUACAUUCUCGUCGAAAACGGUCCCCCCAUCAGCACGACCUUCGGAGACGAGCGUCGCGCAAGCACACAUGCCGACGAGGAUGGAAAUGUCUCCAUGGAAGACGCCGAUAAUUCUCCCACCGGUCAACGCACCGCGGCCUUCCACCGCAGAGGCAGCAAGUCCUCCACCAUUGACCGACGCGGCAGUGUCUCCUUUGAAGUCCCUGCUACGAACAAUUUACUUAAGCGUCGUAUCAUCGUGACGCUUGAGCACCUUCGGCGUGAAUUCCAGUCUGAGCUCGAUCGGGUCAGUCGCAUUGAGCGGGGUGAUUGGGAAUUCGGCUUCGAUGAGGAGUUGCAGAAUGAUGAUGACACGAUGGUGCUGUAG
Molecule: messenger RNA, 3927 nt
Organism: Penicillium brevicompactum
Lineage: Eukaryota; Fungi; Ascomycota; Eurotiomycetes; Eurotiales; Aspergillaceae
Product: nucleoporin Nup120/160
Exons: 3
Coding region: 1-3927 (1308 amino acids)
Cellular component (GO): nuclear pore
Molecular function (GO): structural constituent of nuclear pore
Source: RefSeq, a predicted model, not a curated record